This is a messenger RNA of Monodelphis domestica (gray short-tailed opossum), 9054 nucleotides long. The record is from RefSeq and is a predicted model, not a curated record. NCBI's taxonomy places the organism in Eukaryota, Metazoa, Chordata, Mammalia, Didelphimorphia, Didelphidae.
GGGGGCAUGGGAGCAGACUCCGCCUUCCCCGGCUGAACUACAAGAGGACCUAGUAACUUGGCCUCCACUGAUGGACGAUGAAACUUACUCCCAAGAAUUUUCCUUCUUCCCGACAAUUGCUGGGGCAGAGAGAUUCGAGAGCUGGAAAGGACCUCACAGUCUGUCAAAUCCAACGUCCUCAUUUUAUAUAGAAGAGAAAACAGCACAAAGAGACUUUCCAGGUCCACAAGUAGCGAGUGCCAGAGGUAUUGAAUAUCAGCAGUCAUACAUAAAAGUUGUAUACUACAAGAGCUUUGACAUUCUUUUAACUUAUUAGUGAUCAGAUGACAAUUUUCCUGAUGCCCACUUCUUCAGAAUUAAAUAGUGGGCAAAAUUUUUUAGCUCAGUGGAUGUCCAAUCCUUCCCGUGCUGGUGUGAUACUGAAUCGUGGAUUUCCUAAUUUGGAAAUAGGGAGAGAGAAUCAGUCAAAUGCAAAUACUUCCUCCAGUUUUAUUGUUAAAAGCACAGAAUUUUCAGACAGCUGUAGCUUUCUAAGUGAUGAUUCACUUCGAGAAGAACAGAUCUUGGGUUCUAAAAGCCCAUAUAGAGUGCAAUCAGAUACAAAUGAAACACAUUCAGUCUUUCCUCACACUAAGAAGUCACAACAAUCACUGACAUGCAAAGAUACUUUGGGCCACUGGGAAGAUACCAAAAUUGAUGUACCUGAUGUGAAUGAUUCCAAAGAAGCAGCUUAUAGAGAUCCACUUUUCAAGAAACUUGAGCAGCUCAGAGAAGUCCAACAGAAGAAGCAGGAGGAGCUGAAGAGGCAGCAAAUAGAACAGAUUCAGAGGCUCCUGGAAGAGCAAGAGAAAUUACUGACUAUGGUAUCUGGGCAACAGACACACUCAGGCUUGAAUUUACUGUCUGAAGAUCAGAGCCCCAAAUAUGGAAAUUCCAUGAGUUCUACUACUGUACACAAAACCAUACCUUUCUUGUCACAUAUGUACCAGAAUCAAACCAGAGAAAAAACUCAUGGUAUUGAAGUUUUAUCUUGUGGUUCAGUACAAGAAAGAGAAACUAAUCCUUGCAGGACUGUGAAUAAAGAAUGUGUCUUAUCUUCAAAAGGUGGUAUUACUUCAGAUUUUUUUCAUGAGGCACAAUGUCUAGAAGCAUGUAUAAAAACACAAAAUGAUUUGAAAGAAGAAAAUAAAAAUGACACAGGGGAAAGUAUACUACCAUGUUGGGAGAAAAUGACAGAACAGUUACCAGAAGGGAAAGAGAUUACAAACUCAAAAAAACUUGGUGAUUCCUCUGAAAUUAACAAUGGAAGAAAAUUGUUAGCAGUGUCUAGUAUUGAAGAAAGGCCAAUUAAAGCUGCUAUUAGAGAAAGGAAACAGACAUAUGAAGAAUUCUUAGAGGAACAGAUUCAGAUAGAAGAAGAGGAACUGAAACAAAAGCAGCUACAGGAAGCAGAAAUGUCAUCGCUGGCCAAAGCAAUACCAAAACGACCAUUCUUAAAACGAGGAGAAGGCCUAGCUAGGUUUACUAAUGCUAAAUCUAAAUCUUGGAAAUCAAAAGAGAACAAAUUACUGACUCAUCAAAGCAUGCCAGAAGAACAACCUGUGUUUAAAGCUGACAGACAACAAAUGCAGCGGAAAACUGCCCUUGUAAAUAAGGAACCAGUUACAGAGAUGAAAAAGAGUAAUCAAGUCAGAACCAAGACCAGUUCUGCUAUAGAUCCUCAGAAGGCAAAAGUACUUAGGACUAAUAAUGGGAAAAUUAUUUCUCCAUCAAAAAUGAAAAUGCAAAUUGGAAAGAAAUUUGAUGGGCAGUUUAGAGAUCAGAUAAAAUUUGAAAAAAACAGUAAGUUAGAACCUAAUAAAGAAAAUAUUCCAGAGUGUACAAAACCUUUUGAAAUUGGUUGCACAGUCAGAAAUAAGCCACAAUGCAUAGAAAAGCCGCUUAUUUCUACAGAGUUGAACAACAACCCCUCUGUUUCUAAAAGCUCUAUGGGUCAUAUUGUAAAGGAUCCAGAAUUUUCUUUUGAAAUUUCAUUUCAGAAGAAAUUAGACAAUUGGGAAAAAGAAAAAGAAAAGGAAAACUUGGAGUUAGAUGAAUUUUUGUUCUUAGAACAAGCUGCUGAUGAAAUAUCAUUCUCUAGUAAUUCUUCAUUUGUAUUAAAAAUCUUAGAAAGAGAUCAACAGGUUAGCAAAAGUCACAGAAUGUCUUCAACCCCUGUCAAAUUAGGGCAGCAAGUAAAAACAAAUGUCACAGAUAUUGUUAUUCCAUAUAACCAAAAUAAAAAAUUGGACCAUAUUAAACAAGAAGAUAAGAAUGUAUAUGAAAUAACAAAACAUCUUGAAUUGAGAACUUCACCUCUUAGUUUGAAAGAACAAAUUAGCAAACCCAGCAAAAAAACAUUUCAAACUCCUACUGAGAAUCAAAUGAAGUGGAGUGUAAGUGAGGAUGAAGAUGAUGGGAACAGUGUUAUCAGCAGUGACUUUGAAGAGCAACUAGAUAACACCAUAAAAGCAACAAAUGAAGAUACGAAAAAGGUUUUCAGCAGCUGCAGAGAGGAUAAUCCUGAGAAGAGUGAUGGUAAAGGACCUUUCAGAGACACCAGGAAGGAGGGUAAAAGCAGGGAUAUUGAUCUGGAUUUGUCAGAUAAAGAUGACAGUAGUGAUGAAUCCAUCAUGAUUGAAAGCAUGAAUGAUAAAGUUCCUGAGGCUUCAAGAAAGGCAUCAUGUACAAAUAUGAAUAAUAUUGACUUUGAUGAUGAGAGAACAUGGACUGAUCUUGAAGAAAAUGAAAGUAAACAUGACAUAUUUGGGAAUGAAGCAGUUAAUGAACUUCCACUGAUGGAUUAUUAUAGUAAAACUGAAAUAGCUAAUUUGGACAAAGCAAUAAAAAGGAAGGUUGCACCUAUAAAGAAAGGAGAUGAUUUAUGUAAAUCCAGUAAGAGUAUAAAAAAUCCUCCUUCUGAUCUGAUGAUGAAAUUCUUUCCUUCUCUGAAGCCUAAACCUAGGUCAGACACACACUUAGCAACUGAACCUGAAUUAAACAAAAGCCAAGAACAACCACUUGGUGAUAGUGUUCGCUCCCAGAUUUUAAGAGAGAAAGUUGUUGAAUUGGAAACAGAAAUUGAAAGAUUUAAAGCUGAAAAUGCAUCAUUAGCUAAACUCCGCAGUGAAAGAGAAAAUGCCUUAGAAAAUCUCAGAAAAGAGAUUGCAGACUUUGAACAGCAGAAAGCAAAAGAAUUGGCUCGAAUUGAAGAGUUUAAAAAGGAGGAAAUGCGAAAGUUACAAAAAGAACGCAGAGUAUUUGAAAAAUACACUACAACAGCAAGAGCAAUUCCAGAUAGAAAGGAACGUGAAGAAAUUCAGGCUUUAAAACAACAAAUAGCAGAUUUACAGGAAGAGCUGAAACGAAAAGAGACAAAGUGGUCAAAUACACAUGGUCGUCUUAAAAGCCAGAUAGAAACAUUAGCUAAAGAAAACACAGACCUUCGAGAAGAGAUAAAAAUAAUGGAACGGUUUCGACUUGAAGCCUGGAAAAAAGCAGAAGCUAUUGAAAACAAUCUAAAGAAUGAACAUCUCCUGAUUUCUGUGAAAGAAGAGCCUACAAAUCCAUUGUUAAGCUUUCAGAAAAGCCAGAACUUAUCUUCAACAAAUCAGAUGGAAAAAUACAAGAAAAACCAUUCACCAAGAGCAGGAAAUCUGCCUCGGAGACCAAAGUCAGCACCAGUUCAUGAUCUAAGUAAUUCAGAUAAAGGACAGGUGAUAUCCAGUGAAAUAUUUGAACCAUUGAUAUGCCCUGCUCCUGAUUCUAAACUACAAGAAGAAGAAAUUCAUGGAGAGAUCAGUCAUCCUGAUGGAAAGGUACAAAGAUACUAGAUGAGUCUUAAUCAGCAACACUGGACUUACUUCCCCUACCGAGAGGGAUAUUAUCUUGUUUGUAAAGUCUUAAGAAGGAUGGUGGAAGAUUGAGUAUUCUCACUACUUAAUGCAGAAAGAAGCAGAGCAAUCAGUGAAAGAAGUUUGGCAACAGACUCCACCAAGAAAAGUCAUUUCAAUGGCAUCAAAGGUUGAAACUAGAACAGCAAUUAAAAGAUGAUGAAAGCUGUAAAGAUUUUUGUAACAAGCCUUUUUUUUCCCACCAAGAAUGCAAAGUUAUCGUAUUUUGACAAUAGAAUCAAAUCAUGGAUGUGCUUACAGAGGUAGAAAUGAAACUGAGGAGAAAAAAGAUAAGAAAAACAACUGGAUUGGGUCCUACUAGUCUGCCUGGGAAAGAGAACAAAUGGAUAGUGAGUUUAGACCCAGAAUUAGAGGAAGAAAGCAAAAAUGGGGAAAAUUACAUAGCCUUUCUAAUGAGCAUUCUUUGUAAUACAAAUAUGCUAUCCAUGUUUUAAGACAGAACAUUGAAGUCUCGAGACAAAAAAAUGAAGUAUCACACAGAGAUCAAUGUGGAUGUGAGCAUGUUAAAAUAAAGUCUUCAAAUGAAAAGUAACUAAAUGGUUGUCCACAUAAGCAAAGGCUAGGUGGGCAACUGGAUUGCUCCAUUGAUAUCCCUCUGAUAUCAGGAAAAAUGAACUAAAGAGGAUCUCAGAACAUUAGGUAGACUAAGCAAGGAUAGGGAAGGAUAAAAACAAGAGCUGCAUAGGAUGGGCAGGCAUAGAUGAUUUACAAUCUACAGUGCUGAAUGGAACAUACAAAUCUACCAGAUAACAGGUCUGUUAAGUAUUUAAUUCUUCUCUUCCUUAUAAACAUCCCAAAUUUAUCUCAUUUUACAAUGGCUUAUAGACGGCCUUCUAGUUCAGGAGUCUUUAAUCUGAGGUCCAAUACUUUAUUUUAGAGAUACUUUUAUAACUAUAUUUCAUUACAGUAGGUUCCCCAUAUAACGUGUUUUAUGCAUUUAAAAAUAUUCUUCUGAGAAAGGGCCCAUUACACAAAAAACAUUAAGAACCCCUACUCUAGUUUAUUAAGUACUUAAUUUAAAAUGUGUUUGGGAUUAGACAUAUUUUUCCAAAUGUGUCUGACUAGUAGUGGGCAGUAAUUUAAUGACGAGGUCAUUCAUCAAUAAACUAGUGUUCAGAGGAAGAUAACUAGUAUGUUAGUUUUCCUUGAGUUGUCAUCUCAAGAACUGGGAAUUUUAUUUCUCCUGGAAAAGUUAAGACCUAAAAGAGACAGUGUAGCUGUUUUCAAGUAUUUGUGCAUGGUCCCAGAGAGCAAAACUAGGAGCAAUGAAUGGAAGUUCUAGUUAUCUUGGGAGUAUACUUCUGUUAAUGCACUAAAUGAUUUCAUUAGUUUUCAUGAUAGGCACAUCAUCUUAAUGGGAUCAUAGUAAGCUUGAAAUCAGUGAGUACUCCUGGAUUUUUCCCAGACCAUUCCACCUUGUACUUAAAAAGGACUUUUAUAUUUUCUUCUUAUUAAAUUUUGUUAUGUGGAUUUGCUAUAGAAUCCUUUUUGAUGUCACGCUGCUGAUAAUAGUGAUCUGAACGGAAUUCUUUGGCAUUAGUUAGUUUUCAACCUUCUUUGUAUCAUGGACUUCUUUCUGAUAAAAGUUUUUAGGCCUUUUCUCAGAAUGUUUUAAAAUCCACAAAAUAUAGAGGAUCACAAAGGAAACCAAUUGUGCUGAAAUAGCUAUCAGAAUAUUUAAAAGGUGUGGAGGGGCAGCUGGGUAGCUCAGUGGAUUGAGAGCUAGGCCUAGAGACGGGAGGUCCCAGGUUCAAAUCUGCUCUCAGACACUUCCCAGCCGUGUGACCCUGGGCAAGUCACUUGACCCCUCCAUUGCCUAGCCCUUACCACUCUUCUGUCUUGGAACCAAUACACAGUAUUGAUUCCAAGACAAAAGGUAAGGGUUAUUUUAUAAAAAAAGAAUAUUUUUUUAAAAAAUUCACAAUCUUGAGGUUAAGAACCCCUGGUGAAUUCACCCAACCAUUCUAUUAUCUGGCUCUGCUUUCUCUUUCCAUUUGUUCCCACAAGGAUAAGAAACUUUAAAUGGCUUAUUGAAAUCAAUAUGCUAUUUGUACAGUGGCUCCUAAUCUACUAUCCUCUGAUAUAUAUUAGAAUUUCCAUAUAACUUAGUAAAGAAUGAAUAUGAAAACUAUUAUGAAUAUUGAUGAACUGUAUUGAUAUCUGACUGCAUUUAGUAAUGUAAUAGUUAAUAGUAAACUACUAUUUUGAACUGGUAUAAUAAAUGAUAAAGCUUUAGGGACCAGGCUGAUUCAGAUGGUGGAGGAAACUUGCUAGAGGCAGACUAAUGCAACGCUAUUUAUUUUCUUUUAGAGUAGGGAGAGUAAAAGUAGUAAAUAGAAACUAAAUAGGACAUUUAUUAAUACCCUAGCACUAAUAUUUUACUAAAUAAUGAGCCCAACCAAACUGUCCCUCAUGGGACUUCUUCUUGCCUGAAACAGGCCUAAUUAAACUACCCUUACUGUCUAUAGUAUUAACUUCUAUUUUAUCUACCUUAUUCUAAUUUAUAAAUCUUUAUCCUUAAAUAUAUAUAAAUCUUCACAAGCCAAAAUCCUCUCCAAAAUUCCCUGCCUGUGACAGGUUUCACAGAUGUUGCUCUCUGGCGUCACCUAGAGUUCCUGUAGCGAACAGCUUCAAUAACACUCUUAUCUUUAGUAUUUAGUAUUUAUCAAAUAAGUAAUUUAUUUGAAACCACAGUAAAAUCUUCUUUUCUGUCUAAAAAUAUCACCAGCUCCCUGCUCUUGAGGAGAAAAGAGCCAGGCCCUCAAAGUCUUGUGGAGAAUAGGCCUUAAAAGUUGGACCUCUCUCACAUAGGAUGCUGAGAAAAGGAAAACUUCAGUCAUUCCACUAUUAAAUACAAUUCUUUAGUCUUCUUAAUUAUCUUAAAUUUCUUCUUAGUUUUCAACUGCCAUCAACUGUCAUUUCUUGAGAGAGCUCAAAGCUGUUCUCACAGGCUGCCAGAUACUCAGAAGCUCCUAGUUCUUUCCCACUCUUAUGCCUAAUCCUUAAGAGAUCCCUAGCAAAUUUUCUUUAUCCUCACUACAAGGAGAUGUCUCAAAGUCCAAAUACCUUUACUUCUGAGCUGAAACUUUCACAUAAUAAAACGAAUUAAAUUCUCCUCACAACAGUAGGCAGUGUUCAAGAAUUGCUACAGUCCUGAAAUUCACCCUGUAGCUAACCUGCUAAUGAAUCUUAAUCCAUCAAUAAAAGAUGUAGGGAUAUUUGAGGCAUGGUUUGUCCUCAGUGAAUCUAUUCUGAAUUUUGGUGAUCUUUGCUUUGGAAUACUCACAAGCCAUCUCUCCUAGAAUAGUAACCUAGAAUUUUGAUUAGAAUUGACAGCAAGCUUACUUAUCUGUAAUGGAAUCUGCUUUUCCUUUUUUGAAAAUGGGAACAUUUUUGUUCAUCUCCAGUUUUCUCAAAGUCUUUCCAUUUUCCCACUGAUUACAGAAAUUGGUUUUGUGAUCACAUUUACAAGUUUUUUCAGUGCCCUCAUACAGUCAUCAUGGCUUCAAUAUUUGAAUUCAUGUUAACAUAGCUACAUUUCCCAAUACAUAUUUCUUUUCCUAACCCUCCCAGAGUGCCCUCUUUUACUUAUAAGAAUACACACACACACCCUAUUUUUCCAAUCUAACCAACCUUUUGGAAAUCUUAAGUUAUAUGCAUUGUUUCACAAUCAUAGUCCCUUACAUUUAUAAAGAAUGAGGAGAGUUGCCUUUUCAAAUCUUAUCUUGGUUAUUUGGAUGAUUAUAAUUUCAUUGCCUUCAUUUUAAAACUUGUUAUUUUCAUUUAUAUUGUUUUAGUUACUUUGUAAUUGUUUCUCUCGUUCUGCAUACUUUACUUUGUAUUAGUUAUCGAGUUCCCUCAACUGUAAUGAUUUUACCUCUACCAGUUUGAAAGUAAUUCUUGGUCUUAUGCACCCUCCAAUGUAAUCAUCUCCCUUUUCCAAUCUUACCUACUAAAAUUAUAAAAUUGACUUCCAAAAGUAAUAAAAGACAUUCCUUUUAUUUAAACAUCUUAUUAAGAUGAUGUGCUUAGGAAAUUGUGGGCAAAAUCUGCUUGGUCAGGUAUUUUUGAUGGAGUUAGGAAUCAUAACCAAGGCAAUUUUUAUUCUGGAAAAUUAUAAUGUACAAAAUCUGUGCCUCUCCCUCCAAUGGGGGGGGGCAGAAGAGAGAGGAUGAAAAGCAAAAUCCUUAUACCUCUAUCAGGUGGGUUGAACCUUUGAUCACAAGGACUAAUGUAAAUGUAUUAUUUCUAGAAAGAGUAAGAAAGUCAACAAAGCACAAGUAUGAAGUAGUAGUAUUAAAAAAGUGAAAGGGGAAAAUGACAACACCACUUUGUUCUCUCAUAUUAUUUCUGCAAGUCUAUUCAAACAGUAUUAAUCAAUGAAUAUGGCAUGGCCCAAAUAUAUAGUUCUAGAUAUAAAGUAGAAAACUAUAGACUCCAAGAACAUUGCAGCCAUUUAUUUUGUAUCUUAGCCAGGGAAUCCAAUCAAGUCCCUUUUGCCCUUCAUCCUCACAUGGAACACUGGGGUUUCCAGGGUAAGUCAGCCCAAGAUAGAUUCUAGGUUCAUUCCUACUCUGGUAUUUAGGGGUAUGAAACCACAGAUUAGAACGGAGAAUAAGGAAAAGUAGUUGGGAAAUGUGAAUCAUAAAAUACUCAGCAUUAGAAAGGAUCACAGAAAUAAUCUGGUUCAACCUGUACUUGGAACAGAUUCUCUUAGCAAUAUUCCUUAAAACCUUUAGUGAUUGAGAACUAACUCAUGAUCUUUUUUUUUUUUAAGUUCACCCAUCACACCUUUGAAUGGCUCUGGAAAAAAAGAAAUAACCUGAAUCAUUGUGAUCUAAUGCUCACACUGUUGAUAUUAGAAGAUCUAAAUUCAUAUGAUAUACAGAUUACCAUUUACUAUGUCUGUGCUCAUAAGUCAUUCAGUUUUUAUUUUGUAAAAUGAGAUUAGAUGGUAUUUCUAAGGCCCUUUUCAGCUCUAGGUCUUAUAAUCAGAGAAUGAUGAGAAUUUGAGAACAAUUGCUAUUUUGAUUUUAAAUUCAAAGAUUAGCAUAUUUCCAUAAUUAUUCCUGCAUGGAAUAAGAUUCACCUUUUAUCUUUU